CCGCUUCUCUUCCCAGGCAUUGGCUGCGGGGCGGAGAUGGACGCGUGCUUUCCGGCGCCGCUCGGGGACCCGCCUCUGCUCCGGCUCUAGAGGGAUCGGGGGCUCCGGCCGCGUCGGGGGCUGAAGGAAGAGCGUCGCCGCCGCCGCCGCCGCCAUGAAUAUCCGGAAUGCGAGGCCCGAGGACCUGAUGAACAUGCAACACUGCAAUCUCCUUUGCUUGCCAGAGAACUAUCAAAUGAAAUAUUACUUCUAUCAUGGACUCUCCUGGCCCCAGCUCUCCUACAUUGCUGAGGAUGAGAAUGGUAAGAUUGUGGGCUACGUGCUGGCUAAAAUGGAAGAAGACCCUGAUGAUGUUCCCCAUGGUCAUAUCACAUCUUUGGCGGUCAAGCGUUCCCACCGACGUCUUGGCCUGGCCCAAAAGCUGAUGGACCAGGCUUCACGGGCCAUGAUUGAGAACUUCAACGCCAAGUAUGUCUCCCUGCACGUACGCAAGAGUAACCGAGCAGCGCUGCACCUCUACUCCAACACUCUCAAUUUCCAGAUCAGUGAAGUGGAGCCCAAAUACUACGCCGAUGGGGAAGAUGCGUACGCCAUGAAGCGCGACUUGACACAGAUGGCGGAGGAGCUGCGGAGGCAGGUGGACCUGAAAGAGAAGAGCAAGCACUCUGUCCUGGGCUCCAUUGAGAACAAGAGUGGGGACCACAAGGCCAACCACGUUGGCGAAUGCUGCCGGGAUGAGAAGUGCCCUGGGACCGUGGUGGGCACUGGGCCUGGGGCUGAAGACAGCGGCGACAGCAAAGAUGUCAGUGAGGUCAGCGAGGCCACAGAGAGCACAGAUGUCAAGGACAGCUCAGAGGCCUCUGACUCGGCCUCCUAGCAAGGGCUUUCGCCAGGCCACUCACUGUCCAGCCCUUGAAGGAUCUGUGUCUUUGCUUGCAGGUGUAAGGUACCUAUGGGGGGUUUGGAAAUAAAAGUUUAUGGAACCAGAGGGGUGCGUG
Podarcis raffonei (Aeolian wall lizard) is the source of this 998-nucleotide messenger RNA. RefSeq names its product N-alpha-acetyltransferase 10, NatA catalytic subunit (gene NAA10). Gene Ontology annotation, molecular function: protein-N-terminal-glutamate acetyltransferase activity; protein N-terminal-serine acetyltransferase activity. The record is from RefSeq and is a predicted model, not a curated record. Gene Ontology annotation, cellular component: NatA complex. Bases 155 to 877 code for a protein of 240 amino acids. Gene Ontology annotation, biological process: N-terminal peptidyl-glutamic acid acetylation. NCBI's taxonomy places the organism in Eukaryota, Metazoa, Chordata, Lepidosauria, Squamata, Lacertidae. The transcript has 8 exons.